Messenger RNA from Oryza brachyantha (malo sina), 906 nucleotides. RefSeq lists its product as uncharacterized. Gene Ontology annotation, molecular function: enzyme inhibitor activity. The transcript has a single exon. The coding region runs from base 78 to 653 and encodes 191 amino acids. The record is from RefSeq and is a predicted model, not a curated record. Lineage: Eukaryota; Viridiplantae; Streptophyta; Magnoliopsida; Poales; Poaceae.
UCAUGCGCAGGAGCAUCCCUCCAGAAAAUCAAUUCCAUUAAUUUCGACAUCAUCUUACAGAUCGAUCGAGGUUAGAGAUGACAAUGGCCUCCUCCAAUGGCGUGACUGCCUUCUUCUUCCUCUUCGCUCUCCUCGUUGCGACGUCUCAGGCUCAACUCGCCGCCAGCACCGACUCGUUCAUGGACGGUGCAUGCAAGACCGUCGCCGGCGGCAGUGGUGGUGACAUCAGCGUCGCGUUCUGCCGUGACGCACUCAGCUCCGACGGCCGGAGCCUAAACGCCAGUAGCUACCGGGACCUCGCCGUCGUCGCCGUCGACCUCCUCACGUCCAACGCGACGAGCACCAAGUCCAAGAUCGACAGCAUGCUGCACGACGACGGCGGCCUGAGACCCGGCGAUGCGACGACGCGGUGCCUCCAGUCGUGCCAGGAGGCGUACGCCGGCGUGCUGCAAGCUCAGCCUGGCAUCUUCUACAGCGUGCAGGCCGGCAGGUUCCCGGAGGCGACGUCGGCGCUGGAGAAAUCGGCCGGUGCGGUGGAGGAAUGCGAGAAUGGGUUCGGGAAGAGCAAUGUGGCGCCGCCGCUCACCGAGGAGGACGACGACACCUUCAAGCUUGCCAAGCUCGUCGCUUUAUUGCUCCACGAGGAAUCCUGAUAGAGAUAAUAAUGCUUAUAUAGCUAUUGUUUCUUAUUUUUUUCGCUUUUCAUAUAUAGUCAUAUUUCACUUGUGUCCUUUUCAAAUGGAGUAAACACAAAGAUCUGGGAAGUUAAGAUAUAUAUGGAUUUGCAAUUAAAAGAGAAAGAACAUGCAGACAAAUAGCCCCUUUCUUUUCAUUUCAUCAAAGGGUAUUGUGAACUUGUAUAGCUCACAUUGUUUGGCCGAACGUAUAUACUUCAUCAGUACUCCC